Brienomyrus brachyistius is the source of this 2729-nucleotide messenger RNA. It is a transcript of the gene mest, whose product is annotated as mesoderm specific transcript. Gene Ontology annotation, molecular function: catalytic activity. Lineage: Eukaryota; Metazoa; Chordata; Actinopteri; Osteoglossiformes; Mormyridae. The coding region runs from base 561 to 1541 and encodes 326 amino acids. The transcript is spliced from 13 exons. The record is from RefSeq and is a predicted model, not a curated record.
CGGAUUCCAAGGCCGCGUCCAUGACAACGUGCGGCGCGACCCCGUGGUCCUGCCCCCUGCCGAGCUGCGUGAGCCUGGAAACGAGCACGAGUAUAGCCACCUCCUCCAACGACCAUCCCGCGGUCGGCCGGGAUGGAUUAACUUCGAUCGGGCAGUAUUGUGGGGGAGGGCAGCGCGUCGAGCCCGGGGGAAAGGCUGAGGCAAGACAGGGCAGCGGACGCUGUCCGCAUCUCAGGUGUGUUGAUUUGGAGAGUCCGCGGGCUAACGAGCUAGCUGGUCAGCCCCAGUCCGGAUCCCUGCGACUAGCAGCUCCGCGCUUUAUCCCUUGUCGACGUUACCGUCCUCGGUGCCGUUAUUGGCUAAUUUACCCGAGGUUAUCGUCAUUCGGCUUUUGAAAGUUACAAAAAGGACUGGGACCGAUUUCCACACCACUAACUAACCUCAUUCAGGCAGCUGUGUGAUUUGCAGUUGCCCAGACGCUGGGAGCUGCCUCUCACCCGGGCCGAUUAUAUAGCGCUUGCACAGCUCCGGGUGAGUGGUCCCCCAUCCCCCCAGGCAGGAUGAGGGAGUGGUGGGUCCAAGUCGGCCUCCUGUGCAUCCCCCUCAUCGCCGUCUACCUGCACAUCCCUCCACCGCAGCUCUCCCCCACCCUGCAGAACUGGCAUGCUGCUGGCUCUUUCUUCACCUUCAAGGGACACAGCAUCUUUUACCGAGAAUCCUUCGGUGCCGUGGGAAGCUCCGAUAUGGUUCUCCUUUUACAUGGCUUCCCCACCUCCAGCUACGACUGGUACAAGAUCUGGGAACCCCUGAGCCAGCGAUUCAAUCGGAUCAUCACACUUGAUUUUUUGGGCUUUGGCUUCAGUGACAAGCCGCGGCCCCACCGGUACUCCAUCUUCGAGCAGGCCAACAUCGUGGAAGCCUUGUUGUCUCACCUAGGGCUGGCCAAUCAGAGACUGAACCUCCUGUCACAUGACUAUGGUGACACCGUGGCUCUUGAGCUGCUCUAUAGGAGUGACCGCAACAAAACCGGGCAUCUGACGAUAAACAGCCUCUGUCUAUCCAAUGGAGGAAUUUUUCCAGAGACUCAUUAUCCAAGAUUGAUCCAGAAGGUGCUGAAGGAUUCGGGCUUCCUGUCCCCACUACUAACGAGACUCACCAACUUCAUGUUGUUCUCCCGAAGCAUCAGCGAAGUGUUUGGGCCCUACACCCAGCCCACAGAGGCCGAGGUCUGGGACAUGUGGACCGGGAUCCGCUUCAACGAUGGGAACCUGGUCAUGGAUAGCAUCCUCCAGUACAUCAACCAGAGGCUUAAGCACCGGCAGCGCUGGGUCGGAGCUCUCACUUCCACCCUGGUUCCACUUCACAUGGUCUAUGGACCUCUAGACCCAGUGAACCCUCACCCUCAGUUCAUCAGCCUGUACCGGAGCCAGGUACAAAGGUCUACAGUGUCCAUUCUGGACGAGCACAUAAGCCACUACCCCCAGCUGGAGGACCCCACCGGAUUCCUCAAUGCCUAUCUCAGCUUCUUCAACUCCUUCUGAAGAUCUUCCAUCCGAUCCAGACAUCCGGCUUGUUUGCAUCCAUGUGUGCCGAGUGACCCUAGAUGGCUCGGGCUGUGCCAAAACUGAACCAGCAAACUGCUCUAUGCAAACGAUUCAGCGCGGGGGGCGGGGGGCGGGGGGGGGGGGAGGCUCAACUCACACUGACAUGCCGGUUUCAGUCACAUGAUCAGGGUGAACCUCUAGUCAUCAUGUUGACAGUUGUCAACAAAGUUUUUUUCCUCAGUCUUCCAUACGAGUUGCAAUGUGUGCGUGACUGCAGGAGAGGGGAUAACUGGCUAAUGUUUGGUUAGAUGACGCUACCAAUAUGAAUGUAUGAUCCAGAGAGACUGCGGUUGUUCUAAAGCUCGGCAUUUUGUAACUGGGGCUUGAGUACCAUCUUGCUAUGAACUUGUAAGUUGCCCUUAGCAUCAAGAAAUUUGGGAAAUAUUUUAUGGCAAUUAAACUAGUUUUCCAAAUGUGUCUUCCCUUUUUUAAGUUACCAAAGUAACUUGAUAUUAAGGUCAGAGAGCAAACCUGGAGCAGAAGAACACACUAGUGAUGUGAUUACGCUGCCAACCACGGGAUUCAAACCUAUGGCCACCUGGAUAUAGCUUCAGGUUCCUAGCCCACUGAGCCACACACAAUGGAGUAGUAUGUGUCUUGUAUUUUAAGUCUCCUACUGCAAGAACAUGGAGAAGAUAAGACAGAUCUUUGUCAUGGUUACACUGCCCCCAUGUGGAUGAAAUGAGUAAGAAUACCCAACAGUCAAGGCAAGGUGAAGGUAAAGAUGUGCAUGCACACAAGCUCUGUUUAUCUGGGAUAGACUUCAAGUUCACUGCUGCCCUGUAGUGGUUAAGUGGGAUGGAGUAAUGGAAGAAUGGAGCACAUUGAGAACAAGUAAAAAGCAGGUCUGAACCAAACUGACUGGCCACAGGGCCGCUCUGGGACGCUGGUGAUCAGUAGCUCUGGAGAGCCGUAAUUCUAAUUCCAAAGUACUUUACAGGCUAAUAGAAAAAAUCAUGGGCUCUGCUAUCUAUGAAGAAAAUUACACGUUGUAGUAGAGUCCGAUCCAUGCCUGGAUAUAUCAGCCAUAGCCCAACUUAAAUCUGACUUUUACUAUGGGAUGUUGUGUAGGCACAAACACACAUGGUAAGAAUAAAUAAAAUGCAAUAGCUCUACUUCAACAUA